AUGAGAUCCCCAGUAAAAAAAGAGGACAUUGGCCUCAAAACUGUCCAUCUUUAUCUCGUCUGUCUCUUUGUUUGAGUUUCUCUCUUGGUCUCUGUCUCUGUAUGUCUCUCAGUCUCUCCGGUCGUCAGCUUUUUUAGAGCAUCUCUGUCCGUCUCCUCAUGUGGUUUCAGUCUGGCAUGCUGAUUGGUUGAUUGGUGGCAGCAUUCUGCAGCAUGUGAUCGGCUUAUUAAUGGCGAAACGCUGCACAUGAUGUCAUGUGAGGAGAAAGCUGUCGUCAGUCGCAUUCAAUCAGCGCACGUUACUGUGUGUGUGUCUAAGAGAGGCUCCUCCCCACGAUGAUGUCACAGGUCAGUCAGUUUAAACGGGGAGCAGAAGGCUCGUCUUCGACAGACAGACAGGCAUCAUGUGGUGUCGAGGAUUCCUGCAGCAGACGGUCAGAUCCAUAUCGACCAGCAGACAGGCGGGCGUCCUUUUUGACGUGGACGGCGUCCUGCUUCGUGGCGGUUCGUUGAUUCCGGCUGCUCGGCGAGCUUUCCGGAAGCUUCUGGACCGAAACAACAACUUCCUGUUUCCUGUCGUCUUCGUCACCAAUGCAGGAAGCUGUCAGAGACAUCACAAGGCCCAGCAGCUGUCUCACCUGCUGGAGGUCCAGAUUGCCCCGGAGCAGGUGGUUCUUUCCCACAGUCCUUUGCAGAUGCUGAAGGCCUUUCACGACAAGUGCGUCCUAGUGUCCGGACAGGGACCAGUGACGGAUAUCGCCAACACUUUGGGUUUUCGGAAGGUUGUGAGCGUCGAGCAACUCAGAGAACAUUACCCCCUGCUGGACAUGGUGGACCACAACAGGAGACCCAAACUACCUUCGUCCCCUCUGCAGACUCUUCCAAAAAUAGAAGCAAUAAUCUUGUUCGGAGAGCCAAUCCGGUGGGAGACAAACCUGCAGCUGCUGAUCGACGUGCUCCUGACCAAUGGGAGUCCAGGUUCUGCCUACGACCCUCAGGUGCCCGCCCAGCUGCCCGUCCUCGCCUGUAACAUAGACCUGAUGUGGAUGGCUGAGGCCCCGUCACCACGGUUUGGUCACGGGAUGUUCCUGGUGUGUCUGGAGUCUGUGUACAGGAAGAUGACGGGUCGAGAGCUUCAGUACCAAGCACUGCUGGGAAAACCCAGUCUGCUGACAUACCAGUAUGCUGAGCAACUUCUCAGGCUACAGAACUACAACCGCAAACUCACCACCAUCUACGCCAUCGGCGACAACCUGAUGACUGAUAUCUAUGGUGCUAAUCUCUACAACCGCUACCUGGGUCAGCAACAUGCUGCUGUGGCGACCACAACCAAGCUUGUUGCUCAGGGAACAGGAAGUCAAAUGACGAUGGCGGUGCCGGAGGAGGAGCUGGUGUCUGCUGCUGCUCAGUGUCGCUCCAUACUGGUGUGCACAGGUGUCUAUAACCCUCGCUCACCGCUGCCUAGCGACCGCAGUGAUGCUGUCACAGAGUCAGUGUUCCAUGGUCACAGAGACCUGAAGCUGGAGCUUGACCUGGUGGAGCCCAAUCACGUGGUGGAGGACGUGGAGGCCGCAGUUGACAUACUGCUGCAGCAGGAGAGCUCGGUUACCUCUGAUCUUUGACCCCCCCUUUGACCCCCUCCACCUGACACUUGACCUCUAGAUGGAUCUCUACCAGGCAGUAAGCUCCUGUUCUACUGGGUGAAGCCAAUAUUGGAGUGUCUUAAAACGGGAAUUCUCUUUCCUGACCGGCAUGGGGCGUCUCACCUGGAGGCAAUAAGAAGUGUGGUUGUAUAGAAGUCUAUGUGAAAAGGAUCUCUGGAUUUAUUCCCUCACUAAAAGUUGUAAACACGAGUUUGUGGUCUCAAUAUCUAGGAUCAAUUCUUCUUAAAUAGAACAUGAUGUUCUUUUAGUUAAUUAUGGUCAAUUUAGAGUCAAAUAGACCCUAAAGCAGGGUAUGCCUUAGGGCGGGCCUUGGUGUGAUUGACAGGUUGCUACCACUACCAGAGACACGGUGUCUGUACAUCAGUCCUUCGCUUUCAAAACAUGGUCAGAUCCUGACAACAUGGCACCGCUGUAUCUCUAGAUGGCCACAAACCAGCAGCGAUGUGACGAAGGUCACCUCCGUAUUAAUGGGCCCCUACAACCUGCAGGACGAGAGUCACCUUCAGGGCACAGCUCAUCUUCUGUCGUGCUGUUUGCUGGUCCGCCUGUACUGUUAACUGGUAAUCAGUGAAGAGGAGUUAGCCAUUUUGUUUGUCCCGUUUGCUGAUUUAAAGCAAAUUUUAAAUAUCCGCCAAACCCCCAAAAUACUUUAAAACUUAAUGCAAAAUACUUUUCCAUUGUCUAUUGAUUUU
This is a messenger RNA of Gasterosteus aculeatus aculeatus (three-spined stickleback), 2355 nucleotides long. Its product is annotated as haloacid dehalogenase-like hydrolase domain-containing 5. Gene Ontology annotation, cellular component: mitochondrion. The record is from RefSeq and is a predicted model, not a curated record. Gene Ontology annotation, biological process: glycerophospholipid biosynthetic process. Lineage: Eukaryota; Metazoa; Chordata; Actinopteri; Perciformes; Gasterosteidae.